This is a messenger RNA of Aplosporella prunicola CBS 121167, 252 nucleotides long. RefSeq lists its product as uncharacterized. The record is from RefSeq and is a predicted model, not a curated record. The transcript is spliced from 2 exons. The annotation marks the transcript as partial. NCBI's taxonomy places the organism in Eukaryota, Fungi, Ascomycota, Dothideomycetes, Botryosphaeriales, Aplosporellaceae.
AUGGCCUGGUUUUCCAUUCUCCCCGACCAUCUGAGCCAGUUCGAGACUUGGCUGGCUCGCGUCUUUAUCCUCCUUGGUAUCUUCACCAUCGGCCCUUGGGCCGCCUUGAUCGUCUACGACAUCAUCCUCUACGUUUUCCGCUCAGUCACGUACGAGAUACCUUUUAUUGGGGGGAGAGCACAGGGGAAAAGACGCCCGCGCGCUCCAAGCCUCUCGGAAAGGCCAAACGGAAAUCGCCGGCGGUUCAGCAUC